Molecule: messenger RNA, 1634 nt
Organism: Planococcus citri (citrus mealybug)
Lineage: Eukaryota; Metazoa; Arthropoda; Insecta; Hemiptera; Pseudococcidae
Product: zinc finger CCCH domain-containing protein 11A-like
Exons: 6
Coding region: 274-693 (139 amino acids)
Molecular function (GO): metal ion binding
Source: RefSeq, a predicted model, not a curated record
GGAUGCCUUCCAGAUACGAUUACACCUUCAUGCUUUCCAAAAUCGGUUUCCUUUCCGUUUCCCCAUCCCCACUUCGAGUUCCCUCAAUCUCAAUGUUCAAACUAUGAAACUAACCAACUUCCUAAUUUUCAAUUUUGAUUCCAGUUCAGAAUUUAUAUUUUUAAUUUUUUAAUUUUUGUACGUUUAAAUUUAGUUUGUUUUUUUUUCGGUCAUUUACUGUUUGUCGAUCUAAGAAAUAAGAAACUCUUCCAUCACUGUUAUUUGCUCUACAAAAUGACGAACAAGUCCAACGAAGAUUGCUACUACUAUUACUACUCUACCUGUCAAAAAGCUGAAUUAUGUCCUUUUCGACACGAGCCCACUGCCUUAGGUUGUGAAACUGUAUGCCAAGAUUGGAAGUUGAAAAAAUGUGCCAAACAACACUGCAAUCUUAGACACAUGCUUUUGAAAAAAAAUCGUCAAGAAAUACCCUGUUACUGGGAAUCGCAACCCACCGGUUGUUUAAAACCUCAUUGUGCUUUUCGUCAUGUUCUCCCAAGGCCAACAAUGGUUGCAAUUAGAGAAGAUUUAGUGAAAAAUUAUCAGAAUUGUGCGAGUAUUAAUUCUGAAAUGCGCUCUCAUUAUGCUACUAACAGCAGUUCGUUGUUUCCCGCUUAUAGUCAUUUGAGUUCAAUGCCUUACCAAAACAAUUAAAUUUUCGUUAUCUUAAAAUUUACACCAAAAAAUGAAGGAGUAAUUUUUUUUUCCCGAAGUUUGAGAAAUACAAGUGGAAACUGAAAAUUGCAUAGAAGUUAUUUUAAAAAAAAGUUUAUCUCUUUAAAGUUGACUUUCCUGCAUUAUUCGAAGUAUGGGAACAUGUGAUUGUUACUAUAAUUAUGAAUAUUUUAAUUAUAUUCGUUUGCUUCAAGUUAAGAGACGUGAGGUGUUAUUGUAAGAUGAAUGGUAACGUUAACUGAGUAAAAUUAAGCACUUCAUGCAAUGUAGUUCAUUAUAUUAAGCGUUAUACCAUUACGAUAACUUUCAUAAAGAUGUAUUUUAACAAGAAUUAAUGCCUAUUGAUUUAACACGUGAGGAUAUUUUAACCAUAAGAUCCAUUUUUGAGAAAAGUAUUGUUUUUUUCUACAUCAUUAUUGCAUCUGAAAACUGUUUUCGUCAUUCUUUUUCAUUAUUUACCUACAUCUUUAAGUAUGUUAUCUAAUUGUGAAGUUACCAUGUGAACAUUGUCAUAUUCCACGAUAAAUUUGGAAUUAAGAAAAAAGAAAAAAAGUCAUUUUAACUCGUAUCCGACAAAUAUGACUAUUCCAAUUUAGAUGCAUUGCAUUCAUUUAUUAGAAUUCAUAUUUAUGUAAAGCAAUCUGCGAAUUGCCCAUUUUUUGAGAACGCUCCUAAAUAAGAACAGGCUGCGUCAAAUGUUGAUAAUGUGUUUCGUUAAAACGCUUUAAAAUCGUUAUAGGUACCUAAUACUUUUUCCCCAUUGUGAUCCGCAUAAUGAUAAUGUGUAUUGUAGGUAUUUCACAUUUAUCGAAAUAAACGUGCAUUCAUAUUUAAUUAUAUCAUUCUUGGAUGCCUUUCAUACCUUUGUACAAGUCAACGAAACAAAUUGUUAAUCAAUACAUAUUAUCUGAUCAAAUGUC